CCCUGCCCCUCUCCCUGAUGAGGUUUCCAGAUACGCAGCCGAAUCCAGCUCGAUCGACUGGGCCACUCCAAGGAACUUCAAAUGGCAAUCGACGAAUCCUACGCCAGAGCAGCAGCAUCAUCAUCAUCAUCAUCAUCACCAGGACGAGCAGCUUCUCCUCCGCCAUGUAGAUCUGCCAGACGGCUCUCUUCCCCUUCUUGCUCCGGACCCUCUCCGGUGUACCAUGACGUCUCGGCGGCUGUGGGCGUCGGUGUGCCUCCUCCUCCUCCUCGCCUCGUCCUGCCGCCUCACCGAGGCUGCCAGACACGGUUGCUUGUUCGAGAAAAAUCUGUGUCCCAGAGAUCAUCUUUGCAACGACGAUGGUUUGUUUGGACAGUGCCGGGCUCCUCACCAGGAUCCAGUCCAGUAUCUGGUGUCUGUACCUACUUUGCAUAAGCUGCAGGAAGUCCUCAAAGACCUGAUGGUGCAAGGUAUGACCUGGAAGGACGAUGUCACCCAGGCGACGAUUGGCCGAGAGUUGAGUUACAUUCCCACCGUUGGCUCGUGGCAGCUUCAUGAGCGCAAACAGUUGCUCAGUCAGCGAAGACGUCGGAGAGCUGAGGAGUCAGGUGACCCGGAAAUGAUACAGCAGUUCCUCCAGUACCUAACCUUUGACCCCUCUCAAUCCUCCAUGCACGUGCAGACCCCCCUUCUGGAACCUUACGUCUACCACCAGCAGAAGUUUGGCGAUGAAGACGAGACUGAACGAUCCCUCAACUCCUUAGAAGAGAAUCCAAUCUCUCCAUUUCACCGCGUCCUUCCCCGCCCCAGAUCCCAAGGAAAAGCUCUGGACAGAGACAGACAGCUUCUCCAGGACCUGGUGUCCUAUUACCUCACCUCUCCGUCGUCUUCCUCCUCCCACGUCCGGGCCGUCUCCCACCAGAGGGGAGCGCCGGGAACAUCUUUAGCGUUGGCCUCGUCCCUCCCGGAGCUUGACUUGCCGCUAGACUAUGACCAGGACUACCAGUCACAAGUUAAACAUCUUAGCAAGGAGCAGCAGCAGCAGCGCAGCAAGUUGAUGCUGAAGUACGAUGCCAGCGCAGGAUUGGAUGCCCGGUCUCUACAACGUUUGGCUCUGCUGCUGGACCACUAUGGCCUGGAUGUGAAAGAUCUGUCCCCCGAGCAGAUGGGAAAGCUGCCAGAUGUGCUUAAACAGCUGCAGCUGGAGAGAUCCUUCAGCCAUAAAUCCAUUAAAGAUAACUAUGGAAACAAUGCUGCCACAGGGAAAAAGUUCACAGAAGGUUCCAUGGAGCACAAGAUGGCUACCCCAAACGGUGUACCCAACAUUAGGUCCUCCAAACCAGUAAAAGUGCAAAAGGAGACCAACUCCACUACGAUGAACAACGUGGAGAACAACACACCAAAAGAUGUGCUGGGACCGGCCACGGCCUAUGCGACCCACUCAAACUCCAGGAACUUGCCAGCCGCAGACCUGGCAGAAAAACAGAAUGCAGAGAAGAACUUCCUGGAGCCCGAGGCAGGCCUGAAGUUUGUGCAGAGCAGCGACAGGCAGCCUCUGAGGAGUGAAGGUCAGGCGUCCCUCCUGGCUACUCCUGUCCAACCCGGCUCUCGCUGGCUUUUUGCUACCCUGGUAGCUUCCGCCUGCAUUGGCGGCGUCCUGCUUGCAGCCCUGAGCAUCACUUGCUUGCGUAGCCACGCCCACAGGCUGGCCACAAGGAAGCUGGGCCUGGGCACGGAGGCAGGCAGCUUCAACCACCAGGAGUACCAGGACCUGUGUCGCCAGCAUAUGGCCUCCAAAGGUGCUUUUGGGCGCCUGGAAGCUGCCGCCCUGGGUGCUGUGGGAGGGGCGAGCGGAGGAGGAGCAUCCGGCGGCGCAGGGCGAGGCGCAGGAGCGGUGGGGGGCAUCGACUCAAGAGUGAGUAGCGUGUCUUCCCAGUUCAGCGACGGAGCUCAGCCCAGUCCGAGCUCCCACAGCAGCACGCCGUCAUGGUGCGAGGAACCGGCGCAGGCCAACAUGGACAUCUCCACCGGUCACAUGAUUUUGGCCUACAUGGAGGACCACCUGAGGAACAAAGAUCGUCUCUUCAAGGAAUGGGAAGCUCUGUGUUCCUACCAGGCGGAGCCCAGCAGCGUGACCGUGGCUCAGACUGACCCCAACGUCAAGAAGAACCGCUUUCAAGACUCGCUGCCCUAUGAUCAUGCCAGGGUGAAGCUCAAAGCGGAAAUCAACCCUUCUCGGUCUGACUACAUCAACGCCAGCACUAUAAUCGAGCACGACCCUCGCAUGCCGGCCUACAUCGCCACCCAGGGCCCCCUGUCACAUACCAUCUCUGACUUCUGGCAGAUGGUGUGGGAGAGCGGCUGCACGGUCAUCGUCAUGAUGACGGCUCUGGUGGAGGAAGGAGAAAAACAAUGCGACCGCUACUGGCCCGACGAAGGCUCCUCCCUCUACCACAUCUACGAGGUGAACCUGGUGUCCGAGCACAUCUGGUGCAAGGACUUCCUGGUGAGAAGCUUUUACCUGAAGAACGUUCAGACGCAAGAGACACGGACCCUCACUCAGUUCCACUUCCUGAGCUGGCCGGCUCACGGCAUACCCACGUCCACGCGCCCCCUACUGGACUUCCGCAGGAAGGUGAACAAGUGCUACCGAGGACGCUCCUGCCCCAUCAUCGUCCACUGCAGUAACGGAACAGGCCGGACCGGGACGUACGUCCUGAUUGACAUGGUUCUGAAUCGUAUGGCCAAAGGUGUGAAAGAAAUCGACAUCGCUGCCACGCUGGAGCACGUUCGUGACCAGAGGCCUGGAAUGGUUCGCACCAAGGACCAGUUUGAAUUUGCCCUGACUGCUGUUGCCGAGGAGGUCAACGCCAUUAUUAAAGCUCUGCCUCAGUGAAGCUGGACCACCCUCAUGCCUGAUGACCUCUGGACUGCCUUUUGCCUUGAAAAUGAACAGUGAUGUCAUAACAACGAAACAUUUAAGAUUUGGAAAGGAUUUGCACAGACGUCUAUUACUGAUGUAAUUGUUUUAUGGGAUAACCGCUGCUGUAACUAUCUUGUUACAUACAUGCAUUUUCAUCGUAGAAUGCCCAAUUAGUUACGUCCCUAACUUUCCCCUAACUUUCAUCUGGUAGCACAUAAAUGAAAAAUGAAGUUUCACUUGUACCUGUGCAAAUCCAUUCUGAAGAUACUGCGGCGGUUUCCUUUUGGGAACUUUCAGCAGAUACAUUUCAGCUUGUGCUCGUGUGGUUUGUCGUUAAUUGUGCUGGUAAAUACAUGUGUUUUUGUCUCAGGAAGUGUAUGUUUGAGUCAAAGCUUGAAAAAUGACUUCUACUUCAUCCUAUACAGUAAAGUUAAGAUAAGAUGGUGGUGAUCUCCUGCUGGCGGUUAACUUCCCUCACAUGACUAACAUCUGCAAAAAAAUAAAAAUGUCCUAUGUGUGCCAUUAAGAUGAUUUUAUGUCACUGGUAUUGUCAUGUAUCUUACGCAACUUCUAAAAUGAAAAAAAAAAAAAUUAAGAAAUAUUCAAUGAGAAACAACUAUUUUGUAACUGUGAAAUUAUAAAUAAAUAUUUUCGUGUUUCAGUA
This is a messenger RNA of Entelurus aequoreus (snake pipefish), 3587 nucleotides long. RefSeq names its product receptor-type tyrosine-protein phosphatase-like N. NCBI's taxonomy places the organism in Eukaryota, Metazoa, Chordata, Actinopteri, Syngnathiformes, Syngnathidae. Gene Ontology annotation, molecular function: protein tyrosine phosphatase activity. The coding region runs from base 224 to 2896 and encodes 890 amino acids. Gene Ontology annotation, cellular component: secretory granule. The record is from RefSeq and is a predicted model, not a curated record. Gene Ontology annotation, biological process: protein dephosphorylation. The transcript has 23 exons.